Messenger RNA from Chironomus riparius, 1487 nucleotides. The record is from the annotation of a GenBank genome assembly. Lineage: Eukaryota; Metazoa; Arthropoda; Insecta; Diptera; Chironomidae.
AUGACAGGAAAAUCGAGAAAAUCUAAAUUAAGUAUGACACGAAUGACAAUUGUAUUUUAUAUCAUUUUGACCUUGUUCUCUGUAUCGCAAACUGUGGAACAACAAAAAAAUUAUGAGAGCCAACAAAAUCAGAAAUCAAAAAUAUUAUCGAGAAAAAGGCGUUAUCUUAUAUUUCCAACUGGUUCAUCAGUUUCUAUUGCUACUUGCAUGACCGUUGGCGUCUAUGGAAAUCCACAAUUUUCAUUAUGGAGUUGGGCUGUGAAUUAUGGUUUCGCUUACAAUUUGCCUACAAAUUCAACAGAUUUUUUGCACCCACCAAAAGAUGUAUCAACAUUUCCAUUUUAUAGUCCAGAAGAAAGUUCAACAACCACAACAACUGAAGAGCCUUUGCCGAUUCAUCAUAAUGAAAUAGAGCAUCGCAGUAGCAAUUCGAGUGUAGCAAGCAGAAAGAAAUUUUAUGUCUAUCAACAGCCACCAAAAUUUGAAACUCAACCGAUGACACAUCGACGUUAUCGACGAGAUAUGUAUCGAAAUAUUGAAGCUGUUAUUGACAAAAUGGGUUAUAAUGGACGAGAUUGUGUUCUUCAAGCACUUUGCGAAAGUUCAACGAUGUUUAAAAAGAAGAGAAGGACAAUGAUACAGGAGAUGAUAAAAACAGUUUUUACUAUGCCAAAAUCGAAAAUUCUUCCAUUUGAACAUCCUGAGUUAUUGAUAUAUGAUGAAGCUUAUCGAAAUGGAAAAAAAGAAAUGGACUGCGAGAAGUCUUAUUUCAAAUUAUUUUUGUUUGUCAGCUCAAUUGGAGGUCAAGAAAGGAAUGAAAAUUUAACAGUUGAUGUUAAAAACACACAAGAAAAAAAACCAAAUGAAAAAAUUUUAUCUAGAAAAAAAAGAUAUUUAAUUUUUCCAACUGGAUCAAGUUUUUCAGUAGCUGUUUGUUCUACAAUUGGCAUUUAUGGUAAUCCACAAUUUUCAAUUUUCAGUUGGGGAGUAAAUUGGGGUUUUGCGUAUGAUUUACCAACAAAUGCAUCUCAUUAUUCAAAAGAAUCAGAAACCAAUGCACUUAGUCGUGUUGAGAGGUCAAUAGAAACAAAACCAAUGAUCCUGCGAAGAAAUCGGAGGGAUUUGUUUAAUCGAAUGGAAAUCGCAAUGAAUCAAAUGGGAUAUAAUGGACGUGAAUGUAUACUGAGGAGUUUAUGCGAAGCACCACAACUCUUUGGCAAAAAGGGGAAACAUUUGAUAGCUGAAAUAAUUCGAACAAUUUUCACCUUUCCAACAUCAAAAGUUCUUUCAUUUGAACCACUUGAACUGCGAAUAUAUGAUGAAGCACAUAGAAUAGGAAAGACGAAAAGUCAAACACAAGCAGAAUGUCAUAAAAUUUAUCCAAACUGUGGUUUCUCUUUAAUUAAAUUAGCAUUAGGCAAAUAUUCAAAACCUUUACAAAGCUACAUGUAAUAAAUAAAGAAUUAUUUGAUGUGAUUUACAUUUUG